AUGGAUGAUUCCAGCGAUAACACUCAAGAAGGUGCUGCGUCGACAACAUCCAGUUGUUUCGAUGUGCGGGUACGACCAUUGCCUACUCGUCAGCAGCAACAACAUCAGCUGCUGAGAAGUAGAUCAAAUUCCUCCUCACCAUCUCCCUCAACAUCGGGUCGGGCCACACCAGCAUCAUUGGGUGCUGCAAGUGCCGGUAGUGCUGGCAGUAGCGGUAGUUCUCAUCAUCAUCAGCAGCAGGCAUUUCAACAAAAUUAUCAGUACUUAACCCAAACUCAUAACUACUUCGUUCGCUCUCAAGAUGCUCAGGUCAGUGGUGUGGGACACAAUUAUUUGCACACCUUUCCCUCGGCUGCAAAUCAAAGUCAUUAUUUCCAGCAACAGCAUCAGCAACACUACCACACUCAAUAUGCCACACAUCAUCCGCAAGCGCAUUUGAUGUCUCCUUAUAUGCAGCAACACCACCAACAACAGCAGCAGCAACAUUCGUUGCCACCACUUUAUGCCACUUCACAUUCCUUAAAUUCUUCCCCCUUGCUUACCAAACGGGCCAUCUCCUUUAGCGGCAACAUGCCUUUAAGUCGUCAACAAAUGGAAUCGGGACUUGGCAGCCCGGCAAAUGCUUUUCAACGUAGCCAAGCUACGGCCCAAUCGACACCAAAUAGUCCACGUUUAAUGCCACGUCGGACCCAAAAACCACCACCAAUACCGGCUAAACCACCCACCAUUAGUAGCGGAACUGGAUUCCCAGUGCCUCAAAUCAAAAUACAUCAGUGA
This is a messenger RNA of Musca vetustissima, 777 nucleotides long. RefSeq lists its product as uncharacterized. The transcript is spliced from 3 exons. The record is from RefSeq and is a predicted model, not a curated record. Lineage: Eukaryota; Metazoa; Arthropoda; Insecta; Diptera; Muscidae. The coding region runs from base 1 to 777 and encodes 258 amino acids.